Messenger RNA from Paramisgurnus dabryanus, 2298 nucleotides. It is a transcript of the gene kars1, whose product is annotated as lysyl-tRNA synthetase 1. Gene Ontology annotation, molecular function: lysine-tRNA ligase activity; tRNA binding; ATP:ADP adenylyltransferase activity. Gene Ontology annotation, cellular component: nucleus; mitochondrion; cytoplasm. Lineage: Eukaryota; Metazoa; Chordata; Actinopteri; Cypriniformes; Cobitidae. The record is from RefSeq and is a predicted model, not a curated record. Gene Ontology annotation, biological process: positive regulation of macrophage activation; diadenosine tetraphosphate biosynthetic process; lysyl-tRNA aminoacylation.
UAAUGUUUGGCUUCACGCGCUAAGCUCCUGGUCAGUCAGUCAGUCAGUCAGUGGAGUCGGUGUUGCGUGUUCGGCCGUUGAGGGUAAAGAAGAUGGCAGACGGGGCUGUUGUGGAUGGAGAGAAACUCAGCAAAAAGACAUUCGCAUCAUGUUGAAUUUGGUCAGAAUAUGCAGGCUGCACGCGUGCAGGUUGCAGAAGUUUGCUCAUCCCUGCUCCCAAUCUCAGCCUUUGCUUGUACAAGGAAGUCGCUGGAGAAGUGACAAAAGUGAGCUGAAACGGCGAAUGAAAGCUGAGAAGAAAGCAGCUGAGAAGGAUGCCAAGGCUAAAGAACAGCCGGAACCGAAGCAGACCACUGACAAAUCGGAGCAAAGCGCUUAUGGAGCAGAUGAGGAAACUCUGGACCCAAACCAAUACUUCAAGAUACGUUCACAAGCUAUUCAAGCUCUGAAGGGAACUUCUGAAGAUCCGUACCCUCACAAAUUCCAUGUGGAUUUAUCGCUUACAGACUUUAUUGAGAAAUAUAAUCACCUACAACCAGGAGACCACCUGACGGAUGUUGUUCUCAAUGUAUCGGGUCGUGUACAUGCUAAGAGGGCUUCGGGUGCCAAGCUGCUGUUUUAUGACCUGCGUGGAGAGGGAGUCAAAUUGCAGGUCAUGGCAAACUCCAGGAACUAUAAAUCAGAAGAAGAUUUUUUCCACAUCAACAACAAAUUAAGACGCGGAGACAUCAUCGGUGUUCGCGGUAAUCCCGGCAAAACAAAAAAGGGCGAGUUGAGCAUCAUCCCAGUCGAGAUGACACUGUUGUCUCCAUGUCUUCAUAUGCUUCCCCACCUUCACUUUGGCCUAAAAGACAAGGAAACCAGGUUUAGACAACGAUAUUUGGACCUGAUUCUGAAUGACCCUGUGAGACAGAAGUUUGUUACUCGUGCCAAGAUUAUCACCUAUCUCCGCAGCUUUCUGGAUGAGCUUGGCUUUCUUGAGAUUGAGACUCCAAUGAUGAACGUAAUACCUGGUGGUGCUGUAGCUAAACCGUUUAUAACCCACCACAAUGAGCUGAAUAUGAAACUCUACAUGAGAAUCGCCCCUGAGCUUUACCACAAGAUGUUGGUAGUCGGAGGCAUUGAUCGCGUUUACGAGGUUGGCCGUCAGUUCCGUAACGAAGGCAUUGAUCUCACCCACAACCCAGAGUUCACCACAUGCGAGUUUUAUAUGGCUUACGCAGACUAUAACGAUCUGAUGGAAAUCACAGAGAAGCUUCUCUCAGGAAUGGUGAAGCACAUUACAGGAGGUUACAAGGUCACCUAUCAUCCUGAUGGUCCAGAGGGAGAUGCCCAUGAAAUUGACUUCACUCCUCCGUUUAGAAGGAUCAGUAUGACUCAUGACCUUGAGAAGGAAAUGGGGGUGAAGUUUCCAGCUCCAGAGACCUACGACAGUGAUGAAACGCGCAAAUUCUUCGAUGAACUUUGUACUCAGAAAGAAGUUGAAUGUCCUCCUCCUAGAACAACCGCACGUCUUCUUGAUAAGUUGGUGGGAGAUUUCCUGGAGGUCAAGUGCAUCAAUCCAACCUUCAUCUGUGAUCACCCACAGAUCAUGAGUCCUCUAGCAAAAUGGCACAGAUCUGAGAAAGGUCUAACUGAGCGAUUUGAGCUUUUUGUGAUGAAAAAGGAGAUUUGCAAUGCUUACACUGAGUUGAACGAUCCGGUCCGACAAAGAGAACUGUUUGAGCAGCAGGCUCAGGCCAAGGCAGAAGGUGAUGAUGAGGCGAUGGUUGUCGAUGAGACCUUCUGCACCGCUUUGGAGUAUGGCCUUCCACCCACUGCAGGAUGGGGCAUGGGUAUUGAUCGUCUCGCCAUGUUCCUCACAGACUCCAACAAUAUCAAGGAGGUGCUCCUCUUCCCUGCCAUGAAGCCUGAAGACAAUAAACCAGCUCCAACUGCAGAGGGCACAUCGGUGUAACAUUGAUACAGACUUCAUCUGCUGCAGCACAAAGGGCCAAGCUAUUGUCACUAUUAAGGGUUAAAUACUGAAUAUUAAGACCUAUGCACUGUCCAUACUUGAGGUGAUUUCAGCUGUUGUUUUAAUGUACGGCUCACUGUUUUAUGGAAAAUAGGAAACCUGUUGUCCUUUCUCUGUUUUCAUUGUGAUUUUCUGCAGUUUUGUGGCCUGGGUCUAUUGAACGAAUAUUGUAUUUCAUCUACAUUUGGGUGUUUUAUGAUCUUCUGUCUAGGUGUAUUUUUUUAACAAUCUUAAAAUGGCUGUACAAUGGAGUCAUUAAAUAAAUACAUAGGCAGAUCUAA